Messenger RNA from Haliotis rufescens (red abalone), 581 nucleotides. RefSeq names its product fatty acid-binding protein-like. Lineage: Eukaryota; Metazoa; Mollusca; Gastropoda; Lepetellida; Haliotidae. Bases 76 to 489 code for a protein of 137 amino acids. The record is from RefSeq and is a predicted model, not a curated record. The transcript has 4 exons.
ACCAGUUUGUGGGUAUAUAUAUAAAGAGUCCAACAUGAGCAUCGCAAUCUCUGUCGUCACGUAACAGACAUCAGCAUGGAGAAGUUUGUUGGAAAAUGGGAAGUGAGGCCGGAGUUGACCCAAAACUUUGAUGCUUUCUCGGAUACAAUGGAGAUUCCGGCGGAGAAGAGAGAGUUGUAUAAAAACAUGCAAGCGACGUAUACAUUUGCCCUGGAUGGUAGCACCCUGGUUGCUCGUCUGGAGACGAAAGGGUUUAACCAAGAACUCAGGUUCCAGCUCGGUGUUCCCCUGUCCUACAAAAGCUUUGAUGGUUCAAGUAUGACGAGCUGUAUAAACAUGAAGGGCGGUCACUUCGUUGAGAGUCAUAAGAUGGAGAAAGACGGAACUACACGAGAGUGGACCACAGACAGAUGCAUCGAAGGGGACUACAUGGUCGGGGUGCAAACAAAAGAUGGAGUAUCAAUGACUACCAAACUGAAGAGACUUUGAAGAGAAGUGGGAUGAUCUGUGUUUGUUUAGCAAUGCUAUCAAAUACGUUAACAGUUUGUUGCCUUAUGUGAAUAAAUUCAUUAUAAACACAA